ACUGGAGGUGUGUUUUGCUUUGUUACACCACUCGAAUUUUACGAAUAUUCUAUUUUUCCCACAAAGUUACGGACACUUUUAUCAACGACGAGAACUUACUGUUUAACUCGGUUAUCUUUAAAAUAAGCGAUGUCGCUAGCAAACCUAACAUGUAUGUUUAUGAUUAGGUGUUUUUUCUGAUCAUAAAGCAAAGCUCGAUGUCUCCGACAUCGAAUUUUAUAUAAAAGACAUAUCCGCAAUACCCUUUUAAUGUAACAACAUGUAUAUUGUUUGUGAAAUAGCUAGCAUGUCCUCGCGUCUAUAACGGUCGUCGGUCUAUUUCCUGUUACUUGGCUUGCCUAGCCUAGCUUAGCCUAGCUAAGAUAGUUAACAGUGGCUUGUGAGGCUUGCGCUCACCGAGCUAGCGGGGAAACUUGAAUUGCUUUCACUUUUCAGUUUGUGUGUGGUUCAGUUCAGGAAGGAGAGCGGUGUAACAUUUAAUGAGCUCUCGGAGCUAACCUAACGUAGCUGGUUGUGUUUAAGGCGAGUUAGGUUAGUUAUGUUAGCUGGGUUAGGUUAGGUAGGUUAGCUCUCCAGUCUAGCUGGGUAGCUAGAGCUGAUGGAUAACUCCACUCAUCUCUUAGAGCUGCUGAAGAACUACACUUAUCUUCUGGAAGACCGAAAAUGGACCUAAAGAAAGGCCGUUGACUUGCAUACAUCCUGUUGAAUGUGUCAGUUUGUGGACGGGCACAUCUGUAUUGCGUUUGCACUUGGCCGCAGUAGUUGACUACGUUUGCAGGUCUUGACUGAAGCUCAGUGUUUACGUUGUUUGCGGAUGUAAACAUUUCACGGCAAAUGUAAACAUUUCACAGCACUGCGACUGGAGCAACUGGGGUGCCUUUUCGAAGAGCUUUGCUAUCCAGAUAACUUUGCCGCGCGGAUUAUCCAGGAGCCGUCCCUGGACGCUCGUAGCAGGACCUCCUCCACCAUGCGCCUGUCUUCCUUCCUGGCUGUUUUUCGGCCUGCCCUGCCUCUCAUCCUCGGCCUUUCUUUGGGCUGUAGCCUCAGCCUGCUCAUGGUGUCCUGGACGCAGGGAGACAGUGAGGAGGUCUGCAGUGAUGACCUGAGUAAAGGGGGGCUGCUUCAGGGCAGUCACGCAGGAAAGCCCCCCGGAGUCAGUGGAGGGGAUGGGAACGAGGAUUUCCAACCACGCAUUGUUCCCUAUCACAAGGAUCCCAGCAAGCCACACAAGAAAGUACUCAGGACACGUUACAUCCACACAGAGCUUGGCAUCCGAGAGCGCCUCCUAGUGGGCAUUCUGAGCUCCCGCGCAACCCUUGGCACACUGGGUGUGGCGGUGAACCGCACGGUGGCGCACCGCUUCCACCGCACAUACUUCUUCACCGGCCUCCGAAGCGCCAAGGUGCCGCACGGAAUGUCUGUGGUUGCCCACGGCGAUGACCGGCCAGUCUGGCUCAUGUACGAGACGGUUCGCCACCUGCACCAGUACCACGGCAACGAGUACGACUGGUUCUACCUGGCGCAGGAUGACACAUACACGCAGGCAGAACGGGUGAUGGAGCUGGUGGGGCACCUGAGCGCCGGGCAGGACGCGUAUAUGGGGCGGGCGGAGGAGUUCAUCGGCGGCGAGGAGCGUGCACGCUACUGCCACGGCGGCUACGGCUACCUGCUGUCCCGGAGCCUGCUGGGCCGCCUGCAACCUCACCUGGACUCCUGCCGCAACGACAUUCUUAGCGUCAGGCCCGACGAAUGGCUCGGACGCUGCAUCAUCGACUACCUGGGUCUGAGCUGUGUGGAGAAGCACCAGGAGAUGACGUACCGUUACUUUGAGCUGCAGAAGAACGCGGACCCGGAGCGGGAGGACAGCCUCCAGUUCAGGAGGGCCUUCAGCGUGCACCCUGUCUCCGAGCCGAUGCUCAUGUACCGCCUGCACAAGCGUUACAGCCAGAUCGAGCUGGACUGGACCUAUGCUCAGAUCCAGCAGCUACAGGUCCAGAUCAGCAACCUGAGCGAGCUCACCCCGGACGGCAAAGCCGGCGCCACGUGGCCCAUCGGUGUGAACCCGCCCUUCCGGCCGCACACGCGCUUUGAGGUGAUCAGCUGGGAGUACUUCACAGAGGACCACGUGUACGCGUGUGCCGACGGCACCCCCAAGUGCGAGCUGCGUGGCGCCGAGCGGGCCGACGUGGGCUCGGUACUGGAGGUGGCCGUGGAGCGGCUCAACCAGCGGUAUCAGCCGCAGCUGCGCUUCCGCAAGCGGCGCCUCCUGAACGGCUACCGCCGCUUUGACCCCACACGUGGCAUGGAGUACCUGCUGGACCUGGCGCUGGACGCCUUCACGCAGAAGGGCCACAGCCAGGUGAUCGGCAAGCGCGUGGGCCUGCUCCGGCCCCUCAAUGCCAUCGAGAUCAUCCCCAUGCCCUACGUGACGGAGGCCACCAGGGUGCAGGUGAUCCUCCCGGUGACAGCGCGCGACCAGGACUUCAUAGGCAACUUCCUGGACGCGUACGCCAGCAAUGCCCUGGACGCGCGUGACAACGCCCUGCUCACGCUGCUGUUCGUGUAUGACCCAUUCGACGCGCAGCGCGUCAGCCAGACGGACGUGUUUGCCGGCACCAAGGCCAUGAUCAGCGAGGUGGAGAAGCGCUACAGCGACGUGAAGGUGCCGUGGAUCAGCGUGAAGACGGAGGUGCCCUCGCAGGUCAAGCUGAUGGACAUCAUCUCCAAGAAGCACCCGGUGGACACGCUCUUCUUUCUGGCCAGCGUGUGGACGGAGGUGAACGCCGACUUCCUCAACCGCUGCCGCAUGAACGCCAUCAGCAACUGGCAGGUCUUCUUCCCCAUCCACUUCCAGGAGUACAGCCCCACCCUGGUGUACCGCGACCAGCAGCCCUCUGCCUCUUCCUCCUCUUCCUCGCAGGCGUUGCGUGACGGCCGCUUCGACUGGCACGUCUUCGACGAGGCCUGCUUCUACAACGCCGACUACAUGGCCGCCCGCACCAAGAUGGCGGCCGACAUCUUGGACAACGAGGAGCUGCUGGAGAGCAUGGAUGUGUAUGACGUCUUUGUGCGCUACUCAGGCCUGCACGUGUUCCGCGCCGUGGAACCGGCGCUGGUGCAGAAGUACGUGCGGCGAGCGUGCAACCCCCGCUUCAGUGAAGACAUCUACCAUCGAUGCGUGCUGAGCAACUUGGACGGGCUGGCCUCUCGCUCUCACCUGGCCAUGGCGCUGUUCGAACAGGAACAGGCCAACAGCACCUAACGAACCUCUACUGGACGGACUUGCUACUGCUCAUUUGUAUACGGCGCGUGCGAUCCCGUGCUCCAGAUCGCUUAACAGUAAUAACGUCACGUUGGACGUAGACCUGUCUCUGUGAACUGGACUCGUUGAAUAUUACCUGGCCAUGUGACUGGCCUUACCUGACCAGAGUUAGUUAAAUGGUGAGAAACUAACUGUAGGUCCCUGAACUCGACCCAUGGAGCAUGACUCAGAGAAGUGAGAAGGCUUAUAGUUUCCUCCUUCAUGUGAACUUGACACUGAAUGGAGCUCAGCCUGUUACAGCGUUACAGAGUGACUCCCUCUCACUGAAAAGUACAAUGAACUUAAUUCUGCACAUAUGACUACUUCACCUGGUUGUAGAUGGCCGGGUUGCUGAAUUCUCAAUGAAAUUAACUGAAUUGUGACUUCAUUUUUUAAAUAAAUUCCUUUGCCUUACUGGUCCAACUUGAGUUAGGUGUCCCUAAUGCAGAGAAGCUUUAUAAAACAUGAUGUAAGUGCUAUGGAAGUACAUAUUAUUAUAUACUUGAUUAUAUACAGUAACCCUGUUGGUAUGUAAUCAAGUGUACACACUGUGCUAAAAUAAUACUAAUAAAAGACAUCAUACAUUAUCAGGAUAAACAAAGUUGUCACUUAAGAAAGAAUUAUUGUAAUUAAAAAAAAAAAAAAAACAAGAAAUGCAAACGCCAUCAUUUCGCAUCAGUCCAAAAGUCAUUGUAAGACACCAGCAAAACAUGCAGAAAAUGUGUGGGGAAAUGUUAGUGUUAAGUUAGAGUAUUGGAAUAUGCUUUGUUAAAAUAAUUGGUCUGGCAUCAAGUUAUACCAAAGAGAGAUGCUGCCACAAAACAGAAGGCGAGGUCUGAUUAAAACCAGAAGGGGGGCAGGGGACGAAACAGGAAGAAAUGAUCUAAAUUACUCAGCACGGUGCCAGUUUUUAAAGAUUGCACUCGGGUAACUUGCAACACACAUCGGUCAUAUAAAAACAUUUAAAUCAUCUUUUAACAAAGGACCUUAAAAGGGCAGUUCAGCACUUUGGCAUUAGUGUGUGGGUUAACCAUUAGGCUUGAUUGUAUGUUUGCUUGCGUUUCUGAAGGCUGAAAUGCUUGCUGUCAUUGUGCGAAAGCGAAUGAACAACGUUGUGCUGAAAGUGCUUCAGGAGGUUUAGUUUGGAAUUGUUUAUUCAGUUUGUGAAUAAUUAUGAGAACUUUCCAAACCUUUUCUCCAUCUGCCCUGAUUGAUUAGGGUUUACAGGAAUGCUGUUGUAAGAUGUGCCUUGCUCAAGAAUUCAGCGGCACUGCUCAGUGUGGAGCGCCCAGUAGGUCCAUGUGACAUUUCUCAACAGCAGUGACUAUUCAGUAGCCUUAACCACUGAUGCCCAAGCAGAUAUGUCAUAUGCAAGUGUAAUGAGAACGCCGCACUGUAAUGUUUAUAGAACGCUAAAUACUCUAGGUUGUUAAGAAUUCGUGUACUAACAUUUAUAUCACACUCUUGUCACUCAGAUAAGAAAUAGUGAUUAUAUGUAAUGGAGAAACUUCCAGAAUGUUGAACUGGCCCUUUAAGCUUCUGUUUCAACAGCACCACAAGCCCUUUGCCUCCUUUAUGUACAUGAUUGUAUGAGAUUUGAAUGACGUGUGCUGAAUACAUUUGUGUCAAAUAAAAAAAUGUGUUUGUGAAAAUAAGGCCUUUCAAUCAAAACACUGUAGACCUACACCUUUUUAUAUAUUGUACUUUCUGAAGUUACCCUAUCUGGAAUUGCAAAUCAUAAAAUGCAAUUAUUGGUACAUCUGAGCCUUUUUAAUAAAUGUUCUUGCUUUGGUUCUUGAGAUAAAGGUCGGAGGCCUCUCUUCUUCUCGUCUUCAGCUUGUUAGCGUUCACGAGGCCAGUUUAGCGUCCUGUGUUCUUUCACACAGGUCCCACAGUCCAAGCUAUUUUUAAAAUGAUAUUUAAGGUAACACAACAGGCAUUAUAUGACAUACUAGCAUUUAAAUUCACAUAAAAUCAAAACUUUUACUGACAGCCAGACUUGUCCCAGGCCAUGUGUCCUGCAGGAUUUGUCUCUGAGUCCCGAGCGAUGAUCUGUAAAGUUCAGAGGUGUAGUUGAGAGAUUCCUGUUCAGUCUGCCAACUUUCCAUCAAGAAUGGAAUGUGAGAAAUUUCUGCUCCCUCUUCUCUGACACUUUCACAGAGUCAGCAAGUCUGUCUCUCACAGCCAGGUGCAAACAUCUCGUGGUUCAGGCAUUGCAAAAUUGGGCGUUCUUUAACUAUGAUCUGUGUGAUUCAUGUGGUCAGUGAAUACCCCCGUCAGUUCCAGUAAAAAAAAAAAAAAAAAAGGUUUUUUUUGCAUCGGCCUCAUUGCUGCCAGACAUGGUAUUAGCUGUUAAUGUGAAGGGUGUGUGUUUUUGUUUUUUAUUUACCUCAUAACCAUCUCGACCCCUUGCAUUUAAUAUUACUAUGUAGUUUUGUUCCACCACCUUUUCCUGUAUUCACUUUUUUGCCAAAGUAAUUUUUUUGGUUUUUUUAUUUAUCUCCAUCCAAAAAAAUAAAUAAAAAUAGUUUGUACAAGUUGUAUAACAUUUACAGUGAAUUUUUAAUCCUGAUGAGAAAAGUUACUUUGAUCAUGUACUUACUAAAUUCCCCCCAAUAUUAGCUAAACCUCCUAGUUUCCUCACUGCUGGUUUAAACCUCAGAUGUUCCGUGUGCAGCUUCGUUCAGAGGCGGCCCGUUAAACGGGACUGGGGAGAUGUCACAGCAGGACUAGGAAUAAGUAAGACCGAGCUAGAAGCAGACAAGUUAAGGCUCAGGAGGCGGAGCGGGGCGGUCAGCGGGAGUCAGAGGACUCCCUUCAUGGAGCUGAUGGGGUCAGACACCUGCGUCCUCCGCGGCCGGAGACAAGGGGCCAUCUGUUCCAGAGCGCACACGAACCAGUACGUGACAAAAAGACACUGUUAGCCCACAGUGGUGUCCGUCAAUCCGAGCUAACUGCAUUUGUUGUGGAAGAUUUAAUAAAUCUGUCCUGGCAUCUGAAAAUGUGAAACAGUGGAAAAUUCAACAAUUCUGCGUGCACUUUGCAUAGACUGGAUGACACUGAACGUUGGUGAAAAAAUUAUCCCUAAUAAUGGGACAUGGACCAUUAAGAGAGAUCUUGCCCUUUACUCAGUGACAGUGGACAAAUAUCUUUGUAAUGUAACAGUGAACAUGUUUUUUCUUGAUUUUUAAACAAAACAUCUUACGAAGGAAAGAAUACAAUAUUAAAGUACCACAGAUGUACCACACACAGUUAAUACCCAUGUUUUCAAGUGCACUCUGGUAUCAACAUGCUACUUUAUAUAUGAAGUAUAUUGUGGCUUUUUUGGCUGAGCGAUAUGGAGUUUUAGUUGUAUCGUCUCACUUAGUCUUUUCACACGCAUUCGAAUAAAACACAACAGCCUCAGAAACGGGUCUCUUUAGCAAACUUUGGCGAGUGCUCGUUUAUUUACACGCACGCCGGGCCUCUGACCACAGCCAUGGUUCUCUCGUACUAGUUCCUCCGCUGAAAGUGGAACAAGGUGAUGCAGCAAAUGUACAACCGUACCCGUGAGAAAGGCAAUCAUAGUGGACCGUAGGAAACACUGGGUUUAAGAAAACAAAACAUUCAUUGACAAGGACUAGAAAACUCAAUACUUUAUGCACACCCAUUGCGUACAAAUGGCCCGACGCGAUGAGAUCAAUCUUUCCUUUGUCGGUAUUAAGAAAUAGGUCACAAAUUAAGCGCUCUAGACCUGACUGGCGCACUGCUGGUGGAAGUUGCCUUUUAAUGCAGAUGUGAGUUCCCUGUUUUAUCCGUAUUGGUUAGGAAGAGUCACCAUGGAAACGUGAGCUGGGGCAGGAGGAUGACUUCCACUCAGAGCCCAAGGCGGUCGUCACGGUGACUCCGCUAAACUAACACAGAGGAUUACUGACGUUGCCACGCAAAGCCACAAAGACAAGAGCAAGAACCGAACAGGCUAAAAGUUUCACAGUCCAAAGUGUUGCUGAUACUGAAGCAACUACCCCACAGGUUCCAGAGUGGUCUGUGAUGCGGUGGCUGCUGUACUCAUGGUGUCCAGUAGGGGGUGCUCGAGUCUUGAUGAAUGAGACGGCAACAGUGCGUGUCCUGGUGGAAAUCCACUGUGUGCUUCUAUUUUCAUACUAAAAUCACUACGUCUUUUAUAAAGACAAAACAUCAAUACAGAAGACUUAAAAAACAAACAAAAACAAACAAACAAACAAACAAACAAACAAACAAACA
This is a messenger RNA of Electrophorus electricus (electric eel), 7543 nucleotides long. It is a transcript of the gene chpf2, whose product is annotated as chondroitin polymerizing factor 2. The record is from RefSeq and is a predicted model, not a curated record. NCBI's taxonomy places the organism in Eukaryota, Metazoa, Chordata, Actinopteri, Gymnotiformes, Gymnotidae. Gene Ontology annotation, molecular function: glucuronosyl-N-acetylgalactosaminyl-proteoglycan 4-beta-N-acetylgalactosaminyltransferase activity. Gene Ontology annotation, cellular component: Golgi cisterna membrane.